UCGCGCCUCCCAGCACGGCGCCUUGCGAUUGGCCGCCGCGUCGUCCGUUCCCGAAGAAGAGGAAGUGCGAUUGGCCGCCGGCUGGGGCCGCUCUCCCGAGGACGGUGAAGCGGUGGCGGAGGCUGCGUGCGGGGUCUGCCGCAAAUGAGUGCUUUAGCCAUGUGAUGAUGAGACUGAUGCACAAUGCCUGAUCAGGACAAAAAGCUGAAGAGCACAGAAAAAGCAACAGACGAAAAACCUCAUGGGAUUUCUAUGAGGGACUAUUCUGACCUUCAAAGACUUCAGUCUAUCUUAAAUGCUCCAUCAAGUAAACAACAGCUUUCAGCUAUACAUUUUGAAAAUGGUCAAAUCAACAUAACAAGAUCUCUGCAAAAUGUCAGAAGUGAUGGACAAAAGCUCCAUCGUCAAUGGCAAGAGUCAACUGAAGCUGUUGAGCUUGAAAACUUUAGUGUGACCUACAAGAAUGAGAGAAAUUUUAGCAAACAUCCCAAACAUAAGCUGUUUCAAGAUAUUUUUAUUGCUUUAGUUAAGAACAGAUUUAACUGCAGGGAAUGGGUUAAUCAAGCUCCAUCCAUCCAUUUUCUUAGAGUAUUAAUCUGCCUGAGAUUAUUAAUAAGAGAUCCAUGCUAUCAGGAAAUUCUCUACAGCUUGGGUGGGAUUGAAAAUCUAGCUCAGUAUAUGGAAACAGUAGCAAAUGGCUAUCUAGAUUGUGGAGAAGAGAAACAUGUAGACAAGUUGGUCAACAUGACAUACAUUCUUCAAAAGAUUGCUGCUGUUAAAAAUCAAAGAGAAUGGGUUAUAGCAAGUGGAGCACAUAAAACCUUAGUAAAUUUGUUAUCAGCCAGAGACAGCAAUGUGCUUCUGGGUGCUCUCCUUGCCCUGAUUAGCUUAGCAGAAAGUCCAGAAUGUAGGGAGAAGAUAAGUGAGCUCACCAUUGUUGAGAACUUGCUGGUGAUAUUACGUGAAUACGAUUUGCUUUCUAAAAGGCUUACAGCAGAGUUGUUACGUCUCCUCUGUGCUGAGUCACAAGUCAAAGAACAAGUUAAAAUUUAUGAAGGAAUUCCAGUUUUGCUCAGUUUACUCCAUUCUGAUCACAUCAAGCUUUUGUGGAGUGUAGUUUGGAUUCUGGUACAGGUUUGUGAAGACCCUGAGACUAGCGUGGAAAUCCGGAUUUGGGGUGGAAUCAAGCAGCUACUUCAUAUAUUACAGGGGGAUAUAAAUCUUGUUUCUGAUCGCUCUUCAGUUGGAAGUUUAUCUAGUGCAAAUGCAGCAGGGAGAAUUCAACAUCUUCAUUUGUCAGACGAUUUGAGUCUUGAUGAGAUACAAGAAAAUACUUUCUCCCUUCAAGCAGCAUGUUGUGCUGCAAUUACUGAACUGGUGCUCAAUGAUACUAACGCUUACCAAGUAGUACAGGCAAAUGGAGUAUAUAUAAUAGCAAAACUGGUUUUACCAGACAAAGAAAAGAAUGCUGAAAAAGCUUAUUUAUUACAGUGCUAUGCUUUCAGAGCCCUGAGAUUUCUCUUCAGUAUGGAAAGAAAUAGACAUAUCUUCAGAAGACUUUUUCCUACUGACUUGUUUGAAAUCUUCAUUGAUAUUGGACAUUAUGUGCGUGAUAUUAGUGCUUAUGAAGAGCUGGUGUCAAAGCUGAAUUUAUUAAAGGAGGAUGAAUUGAAGCAAAUUGCUGAAAGUAUUGAGAGCGUCAACCAGAAUAAAGCACCUACAAAACAUAUAGGCAAUUAUGCAAUUUUAGAACACCUUGGCAGUGGAGCUUUUGGAAAUGUAUAUAAGGUUAGAAAACAUAAUGGACAAAAUCUUCUGGCAAUGAAAGAAGUCAAUUUACACAAUCCAGCGUUUGGAAAAGACAAAAAAGACAGAGAUAGCAGAGUACAGAACAUUGUCUCUGAGUUAACCAUCAUCAAAGAGCAGCUUUAUCAUCCAAAUGUUGUACGUUAUUAUAGAACCUUCUUGGAAAAUGACAGACUGUACAUAGUCAUGGAACUCAUAGAUGGGGUGCCAUUGGGAGAACACUUUCAUUCUUUGAAGGAAAAGCAACAAAAAUUUACAGAAGAAAGAAUAUGGAAUAUAUUUAUCCAACUUUGCCUAGCUCUUCGUUAUUUACAUAAAGAGAAGAGGAUUGUUCAUCGAGAUCUCACUCCAAACAACAUCAUGCUGGGGGAUAAAGACAAAGUUAAAAUUACUGACUUUGGUCUUGCAAAGCAAAAGCAAGAAAACAGCAAACUUGCAUCAGUAGUGGGAACCAUUCUAUACUCUUGCCCUGAAGUUGUAAAGAAUGAGCCAUACGGAGAGAAAGCUGAUGUCUGGGCUGCAGGAUGUAUCCUUUAUCAGAUGGCAACUCUGAACCCACCAUUUUACAGCACCAAUAUGCUCUCCUUGGCAACUAAGAUAGUAGGGGCUGUGUAUGAACCUGUGCCGGACGGACUGUACUCUGAAAAAGUGUCAUUUACCAUUAAGAGGUGCUUGACCCCUGAUGCAGAGACACGUCCAGACAUAGUGGAGGUCAGCUCGCUGCUGUCUGAUGUGAUGAUGAAAUAUUUGGAUGUUUUAUCUACCUCCCAUCUCAUGUUGGAGAAGAAACUGGAUCGGGAGAGAAGACGAACCCAGAGGUACUUUACAGAAGCUAACCGAAAUGCAGCAGCCUGUCAACAUCAGCUUUCUAUUUCACCACAAAACCAUUAUGACAAGUUGAGACUUCAAGGAAGCACCACUGGAACAGCAAGUUGCCGAAGUGAAUUUUCAGAAAACCUUGGCAUCCUGGCAGAGAAUUGCCAUUCUACAUGUAGAAAAGAUGAAAAGAGAACAUAUGAAGAAAUCCUGACAGAGGAUAACAGCAGUUUAGAGAACUCUGAGAAAGAUUUGUUCUCAGAAUUAGAUGAUGAACUCGAUGUAUUGGACAAUUCAAGUAGUUCCAGUUCAAGGCAUUUGAAAGAGUCUGCUUCUGGUACAAAUGCAAGCCUUGGUACUUCUGAAAGACAACCUCAGAUUAGAGCCUGUAUUGAGGGCCUGGGAUCAAGACUGCGACCAGCCAAUAGCAACAAAGAAGUCAAAUACUACUACAAGAUAGGAACCAGUGAAAAAGCAUCGGCAGGAAUUGCUGUAUCACAAAGGAAAGUGCGUCAGAUCAGUGACCCUGUUCAGCAGAUUCUUAUUCAGCUGCACAAAAUUAUCUUCAUCACUCAACUUCCUCCAGCUUUGCAGUGCAGCUUGAAAAGGAGAGUCAUUGAGAGAUUCAAGAAGUCCCUCUUCAGUCAGCAGAGCAAUCCUUGUAAUCUGAAAUCAGAAAUGAAAAAGCUGCUCCAAGGUUCUCCUGAAUUGAUUGAUACCAACUUUUUUACAGCAGAUUGGCAUAUGGUACUUCUCUCAUCUUCUGGCAAUGUGUUAGUUCCAGAAGAUAGAAAAGGUACUGUUGGCACUUCUGACAUAGCAGAAGGGAUGACAUAUGAGCAGUUACAGACCUUAAUUGAGGAGGUUCUAGAGGAAAGUGGUUAUUACAAUUUCUCUUCAAACAGGUAUAUUUACUAUCCAACAAAGAAUUAUCCAGCAAAAGAAGAGAACUCAUAAUUCUGAUCAAAAGAUUCAGAACUGUUUCCAGUGAAGACAAACUGCCUGUAUUUCAGCCGAUGCUUCUAAUUAGCGAAGAGGAAACUUUUGCUCAUCAAACAUCAACCUGAAGGAAUUUCAAUGUUGAAAGUCUUCAAGAAACCUCAUGAUUUUUCAGGAUUAUAUUUAUAUCUUUAGCUUUGUUUACAGCAUAAGCACUUUACUGGGAAAAAUGCUUCCAGGUUUAUACAUUAGGAGAAAAGCACAACUCCCAGAAGUACAUAUCUCCUAUUUUUAUAUACCUUUUAAAAAUAGUUGUUGCAUAGUUUCUGGAAUAAUAAUUCAAAGCCUGUAGCCUUAUGUCCAUUUAUGUCUUCUAUGGAAAGAAAAAAAGCUUUCUAAUAUCACCACACAGAAAAUAUAUGUAGACUCCCUGCAUGAGAACUAAGAACAGAUUAAACAUCAUCGGUGUGAUUUUAAUAUUUAGAAUUCUUUUCUGCUUACAAUUGGAUAGAGGCAAAAUCUAAUGCCAGUAUGACAUUAAUAGUUAAUAGUCUUUUUCAGCUGGUGUAGCACCUGAAUGUACUGUUAUUUUUAAAAAUGUUGUUUUUAAUGCUGUUUGAAACUGUGUUUAUUAUAUGUCAGUCUUUAGGCAUAUUUUGUAUAUACAUUCAAUUAUUAACAGACUAAAUUAAAUACAUGCUUUGCUGCUAAUCAAAACUGUAGUACUCAAAAGCACUUUGAGAAUUUCAACAUUUAUUCGCUAUACAUUAAAUGAGAAAAAAGCACUUUGAGAAUUUCAACAUUUAUUCGCUAUACAUUAAAUGAGAAAAAUAUCUCACUGCAGUAGUGGAGAAACUUUGUUAUUGUUGUUGUUGUCUACAGUUAAGUAAAGAGUGCUAUAAAGUAGAAAUGCUUUUCUCUGCAGUGGCAAUCAUAACUGUUGAAAACAACCAGAAGACACUUGGUGACUUAGUUCUGCUAACUCUGUGGAAAAUGAUUGACAUUAUAUUCAUUAUAUAACAAUCAGUGAAUAGUUAAAUACAGAGGGAUGUUCUGCACUCCUACAGGGUGCAAAGUCGUCCCCUGUCCUCCCUGUUCCAGUGUUUGUUUGUAACUAUAAAUUGCUAACUAGCAUUAAUUUCCUAUCAAUUCAAGAGCAUUAUUUCAACUAUAAUGAGUGACUUUAACAUUCCAAAUUGUGAAGCUGAGAAAAAUGACCCUCUUUUCAUAUAUAUGAUGUGUAGAAAGUCAUCAGGUGCUGUCUUUCCACUUACCUAAUAGUAUAGUUGCAAUAGCAGAGGUAUAUUAAAUGCUGCUUUAGAAAUCAAAUUAAAAAGGCAAAGUUGGUCAUGACAUAUUCUAUGGUGAAGAUAUAGAUAAAAGUGUUCUGGAGAAGGAAAAUAGCAUAUGCAGUCCUUGUGGAAUGGUUAAUGUAAAGGAGAAAAAAAGAGUUUUGUCUUCAGUCAAAUAUUCUCAUUUUAGUAAUUACCACCACUGCACAUCCUUUAAUUAUCUCCUACUUUCUUUUCUCCCUGUAGCUACUGCCUCAGGUUAUUCUAAUCUUUUUUUAUGAGUGUAUCUCCUUAUGCCUAUCUGAAGGAGAGUGCCACCUAACAAUAGGCAGUGAUUGACGGUGACAGUGUGCCAUGCCUACUACUUUAUCACCACAUCUUACUGAAUACAGACAUCAACUUUAAAUUAUUUUCUUUUAAGUGUACUUUUAACCAGUAACUUCUAUAUGUCAUCUGUUUUAAUGACAAAAAUUAGACAUUGUAUAUUCUGUAUCUAGGCCAAAAUGAAAAUGAAUGUUUUUAGUCUGGCUAUCUUCAAAAACAGUCAUUUUCUACCUGGCAAACCUGAAGGUAGCCAUGGUAUAAUUUCCCCUGUUUUUUUAAUGUAUCUUUAGAAAGCUAAGGCAAACUCCUUCAUAUUUUGAUGUAAGAAAGUUCUUGGAUGUUUUGCCUGACCAAGACAUAAAAGAUACCACCAGUUAGUGUUUUCAAAAUAAUUUUAUUUGCUGUAGAUGGUGCACUUCUAGCAAUGUUACCAUUAAAAUGUCUGAAAAUUUUGAACAGUCUUUUGAGACAAGAAUGCUUUCUCCCAGCUUCUCACAAACCUACAGCUAUUAACCACUCUUUGACCUUGUGCUGAUACUGAUUUUAAAACCAACAGUUUGGACAAAUUGGUGUAACGAUAAGGAAAAUGGCUGCAUUAAAAUGGUAGACUGUUGGUAUAAUGCAUCUCAGUUGACCCUGUGUAUCACUGUGCAUACCACCAAUACUAUCAAGGGUCAAUGUUGCUAAAUGAACACAUUUGGAUAUUAUAUUGCUCUGAAUAAUGCUGAAAUGAGUCAUUUGAUUGCUUCCAAACUGGAAAUGUAGAUUUCUUAAAAAUGAAUAUUCACAAAGAACUAUAGAAGUAAUUUAGUGAUGGUAAAUACAAAGAAUACUGCCUAUUUUGGCUAGUCGGUGAAUUCCUACUCUCUUAUGACAUUUUCUUAUAAAUAAGAAUUUACAUAUAUUGUUUGGGCAUAAUUUUGUGAAAAUGAAAUAUCUGUGUGCAUCAUUAGAUUUAAACCAUAUAUACAUUGCAAAUGAGAUUUUCUUAGUACAUUGCGUUUGUGAUGCAAUGCUACCUGUGAAGAACAGCAAGCAGUUCAGAGAAUUUUUAUUCAUCUUGAUCUCUCUUUAAGACCCUUAGACUGGCUGCAGUGAAGUACCUGAUAUUAUGUAGUGUUCUGCUUUCUAUUGUUCAUGCUUUUGCUUACUUUUUAUAGUCAUCUAAUUGCAAAUUCAUUCUCAGGAGAAUGCACUCUCAGAAUGUCAUGCAGACUGAUUUAUGUAUCUUUUGCUCUAUCUGACUCAUUUCUCAGUCCUCUGUCAUAUUCCUGAAUAAUCAAAUGUUGACAGUAGAUAAAAUAAUGAGUUUUAUUCCAUGUGAGGAUUCCCGGUAACAGACACAAAAUAACAUGUGUAAAAGAUUGUAUUUCUUACAGUCACUGUAACUUACAGAAGUACUGCCUCAUUAUUGGUAUUUCAUACCAAGAAAUUUGGCAACUAGCUCAUGGACUUAUGGAAUUAUGCAAAUUAAAGAAGAAAGGCCAACCACACUCAUUGUUAAAACCAAGAAAGCUCUUUGUGUUGACUUUCUCAAACUCCAUAAUAUACACACUUCUAGCAUGUCUGUAACUUGUGGGAAAUUCUAGCCUGCUUUUGGGAAAAACUGGCAAUUAGGAAUCUCAGGUGAGGUGAAAGGAGAAAACCACUUGAGAAUUUUUGUUUUGAAGUAUGACGUAGCCAUGAGUCUGCAUUUAAAAUCUUCAGAUCUGAAAGUUAGAUUGUUCAAUUUGACUACAAAGACAACAGCAAUUGGAAAAGUCUUCUGAGUCAUUUCGUUUCUUAACUCUGAAGGAAGCUUUAUUACACAAAUCCUUUUUAUUCAGCUGUUCUCAACAGUAGAUGGUGAGGUCCACAACAAGAAACUACUCAUUUAAAAAUAUUUGACAUCUGAGUCCUCAAAUUCCCUAUGAAACUGAAAACUUGCAUCUAUUAGAAUUUUGAACCCUUGAUUAAACAAAACUGCCAUGUUUUGCCCUAAUCUUUUCCUACUUUCAAAACAGCUCCAGUGUGUUUUUAAUUUCACCAACUACAACACGUUCCUUGACUUAUUCUGUAACUGCACUUACUCAGUUUUGCUCAGAACUUCGAUGUAUUAUAGCUACUUUACUAUCUUUUGUCUGCCUCCAUCUCCAUUGGUACGCCACACAAAUAUAGAUGGUGUUGGGAGUUUGUCUCAGCAAUGAAAUUGGUAAUCUGCUACGCUCAAGAUCUUGUUUAUGGAAAGAGGCAGUAGAACAUUUUUAUAUGUUUGUGUAGAGAUAUGUAUAUAUGUAGAGAGAGAGCACUAUGAUUUUUUUUUAUUUGUAUAUUUGGAAUCUUAGCAAUCUAACUCAAGAAUCAUUGUUAAUCUAAAGCUGGUACAGAAAAGAAAAAAUGAAAGAAUAAGAAUUCAGUUAAAAUGGCUUUGCAAAAAUUUCUUUUCUUCUCAUUUUGAGGGGGUUCUGCCACCCUUUCACAGCUCCUAUGUUUCCUAGGGUCAGUGGUUUAAUUCUGUUGGGGAUGUUACUAAGAGUUGUCAACAUCUGAGUCCCAUGCCAGGAGGAACGUGAUAUUCAUAUUGAUGGCUUCUUCCUCCUCAUCCUAGGACUCACCACUAAAUGGCUUUUAUACCUUUGCUGUUUCUUCAUUAUCAAUGAAUUAUUGAUCAAAUGAGUGAAACACACCUGGUCAGUCAAAGAAGUCAUGGGUACACCAAGUGAAAUAAAGCUGUAAGCAGAUCAAGAUUUGUUCAGACAAAGCAAGCCUGACAAGCCUUGCAAAUUCAACGUGAAACUUAUGGCCUGUAAUUAGCAACGGUACUACUGUAUUUCGGAAUUAUAGGAUUACAGCUUUAAGAACUUUUUGAAAUGCACUGAUGCCUAUGUAGCCUGUAUACUGCUCUUAAUGCACUCAGAAGGUUUUUAACAUGCUAGCAAUAUUCCUGUGCAUCUGAAAGGAAGGCCAUGCUACAAAAGCGUGGUCAGUAGGGCCUGGCUGAUGCAUCAUCAUCAAUAUUUGUUUGAAAAGAGGCAGCGCUUUAGAGCUUGCCAAAAUGUGCAUUGCUGUUUCUUAGUGUGACUGUGUGGCUGAACAAGUGGGGAGCUAGUUUUCUUUCAGAGCAGCAAACUGACAUGGUAGAAUAAAAAAGAAAAAGCUAAAAACAGAUCUGUUGUGCAGGAGAGAAAAUGAUCCUCUUUGCCAAAUAAGUGAUCUGAAUACUGAGGACUUGAUGCCUGUGUAUCUGGUGCAGCCUGUGCUGCAGUGUUAACAGAUGGGAAGAGAGCACUGUCUUUGUGAACUGAACAGAACACAGCCUUCCACUGCUGUCUUGCAGCCAUCCACUGGGCAUCUGGGCUCUUUCACAGUGGGGCUCCCUAAUAAACGAUUCAACUUCUAGCUCCUGAAAAGUGCAUGGUGAUUAUGAAGAAAUAUUAUUGGAGGGCAGUAAGCCAGACUAUCUACUCUUUAAGCCUACUUACACUUAUCUUUUCUACCUGGUCCUCAGGCAACACAGGGAUGGAGAUGGCCUACAGGAUACCUUUCUAACUGAAU
This is a messenger RNA of Meleagris gallopavo (turkey), 8711 nucleotides long. Lineage: Eukaryota; Metazoa; Chordata; Aves; Galliformes; Phasianidae. The record is from RefSeq and is a predicted model, not a curated record.